AUGAACGGCUGGCAGAAGGCGGUGACUGGAGGAAAGGGCAGCAAGAGCAAGGAGGUGUGUCUCUUCAACGGCGACGGCGCCGCCUGUCGCUUCGGCUCGACGGUGGCCUUCUUCGGCCUGCUGGGCGCCAUUGCCUUCCUCGUCGUGGAGGCGCUCUUUCAGAACCUCUCCAGCAUCAAGAUCCGCCGAAGGGUGGUCAUGGGCGACGUGGGGUUCAGUGGCGUCUGGGCGGCCCUCUUUUUCUUCACCUUCGCCUACCUGUCCAUCGCCUGGGGCAAGUCAGAGUACCCGCCCAUGGGCAAGGGCAUCAACAGCUGCCGGGCGGCCAUUGUCUUCUCGCUCUUCUCCAUUGGCACCUGGGGCGGCUGCUCCUGGUUCGCCUACCAACGCUGGCUCGAGGGCGCCGACAUGACGCAGUUUAGCAGCGGCUUUGACCAGGGCGAAUUCGGUGUCGGCGGCCCUGGUGGAAUGGACGGCGGAUAUGGCGCCGAUGGUGGCGCCAAUUACGCCCAGUACACUGCGGCCUCAGAUGCCGAGCCGAACUACAACUCGAAUCCGUUUGCGGCACAGCAACAGCAGCAGCAGCAAGAGAUGGGCUUUCAGCAGCCAUCUUACUGA
Rhagoletis zephyria (snowberry fruit fly) is the source of this 618-nucleotide messenger RNA. The record is from RefSeq and is a predicted model, not a curated record. NCBI's taxonomy places the organism in Eukaryota, Metazoa, Arthropoda, Insecta, Diptera, Tephritidae.